AUGCUGCCCCCGGCCCUGCUCCGCCGGGCGCCUCGCCGCCGCGCCCGCCUGGCCCGGGCCCGGGCCGGCCCUCAGGCACUCCUUGCUACAGGGCCCAGACAAGAUACCAGCAUUUUCUACGAAAUUCGCACAUAUGAUAUUAAGCCAUCGAAGAUGAAGGAGUUUUUGGAAAUGGUCAACAAGUACAUUCACUUUCGCACAGCUCACUCAGAGCUGGUGGGAUUCUGGUACUCGGAGCUGGGAGCGAUGAAUAAGGUGUUCCACAUUUGGAAGUACGAUAAUUUUGCCCAUAGAACAGCAGUCCGGCAAGCACUAGCCAGUGACAAAGACUGGCAGGGAAAAUUUAUGUCUGCAGCCCUCCCCUUGAUGGAGAAGCAGCACAAUGAGGUCGCUUAUCUGGUACCUUGGUGUCAACUUGGAAAGCCUCCAAAAGAGGGGGGGGUGUAUGAAUGGGUUACUUUCCAGAUGAAGCCUGGUGGGCCAGCAUUGUGGGGUGAAGCAUUUCGAGCUGCAAUCAAUGCUCACAUCAACACAGGCUAUACCAAGCUGAUUGGUGUUUUCCAUACAGAAUAUGGAUUACUUAACAGAGUCCAUGUGUUGUGGUGGAAUGAGAGCGCAGAUAACCGGGCAGCGGGAAGACACAGAGCCCAUGAAGAUGCCAGAGUCGUAGCAGCUGUGCGCGACAGCGUCAGGUUCUUGGAGUCCCAGCAAAAUGCACUCCUGAUUCCUCUGCAGUGCUCACCGCUGAAAUAACCUUCUUCUGAAGGGUGUAACUGAUGGCAAAAGAGACAAGGUGGAAGUGCUGUCAGCAAGUGACAUGGAUCCCCAUACCCAGUGAACUGAGCUGUUCUUCAGUUGACCAGAAAUGGAUGCAAAAUGCUGAUCACUAGCAGUGUAAAUCAGCAUGCUGCUAUCAGUUGUUAAAAAGAAGUUUAUGAUGUUGUUCCUACGUCUCCAGGAAAGAGAACUUGAGCCGUAUCACACGUGACAUGAACCACACUUCACCAGUCUUUAAUUUUAACCCCUAAGUUCUUAAUACUUUUUCAAAUAGCUAGAUCCCUUAUCAAACCUACUAAGUUAAGUGUUCUUUUCCAACACUGUAGUCAGGGGUGGUAUCACUUUGCUAACAUAUUUUGGUGCCUCUUAUAAUUAUCACAUCGUGGUUAUUCCAUACUGGUUUAAGAAGGAAUGCUCCCACAUAUACCUUACCCAGUUAAGUUUUAAUCAGACCUCUCAUUGGGAUACUCUAUUAAUUCUGAGCAAAGUAAAACAUCAACGUAGCUGGACUUGCACUUGGGUGCUACAGUGGAGCUGGUCAGGUGGUGUGGAGCACCCUCUUCUGCAAUUUAUAGGUACUAACUAUAAACUGCAGAGCACUUGGGAGUCUGUUCCAGACGUUCAUCACAGACCUGCAACGAGCAAUUGAUUUAAUAUCUCUUCUGAGGUAUCUUUGUGCAGUUCGCCUAAUGAUUAUUGCUUGCUUAAAGUGCAUUAAGACCUCACAGAAAGCACUAUAAAACAGCCAUAGGCAAUUAUGCUUAUGUCCAGAGUACAACUUACAUCUCUGUAAUGAAAAUUCAGAGACAGGUACUUGAGUUGGGAUUUAAACAUCCAGAGAAAUUUGUUAUGCUCUGCAGCUGGAUUUGACAAAUAAACCAAACACUGUUUUCAUGA
This is a messenger RNA of Manacus vitellinus (golden-collared manakin), 1674 nucleotides long. RefSeq names its product nipsnap homolog 3A (gene NIPSNAP3A). Gene Ontology annotation, cellular component: mitochondrion. Lineage: Eukaryota; Metazoa; Chordata; Aves; Passeriformes; Pipridae. The record is from RefSeq and is a predicted model, not a curated record.